AUGUAUACAUGAGCUAAAACAUUUAAAAUUGAAAAUAUUUCCUGAAAUUAUGAAUAAUCUUUUAAAAGAGACAAAUUGAUUAAUUGGUGACAAGGAGUAAAAAUGAAUUCUUAAUUCCUCUUCUCUCUGGGGGCUGAAAUAGGCAGUGGUACUCAAACGGAUGGCAACACACAAGAGUCCCUUGCAGACCAUGAUCUUUUGCAGGAACACAGAAAUGUCUGAGUGAUACAACGGAAAAUUAUUUUCUAUGCAGAAGUGCCAAAUGUUGGUCUUCCCAGCCUAUCAGUGGUCGCUUCGUUCUCUGCAUUUUCAGGUUUCACUGCGGGAAGCAGGGUACGUCCACACCACUACCAGAGUUCACCAGGAAUGUGGGGCAGCCUGUACCCACGAGGCAUGGAGGGCCAAAUCCGUGUUGGCCUGCUCUUCGGAGAGCAGCAUGGUGCUGUGUGGACCGCACCAUUCCUGACAAACAGCUCCAGGGGCGCUGUGAGACCGAGGGCCCCUUGGGCCAGGCGCGUGCUCCAUGUGCUCUGGGAGGACGGGCUCGCCCGACUCCCUUCAGGAGCUGUGGCAGCCUGUCAAGGGGUCUGUCUGCAGCCAGGAGGACGCUCAAUGGCUUCGGACACACAGAGGUCCACAGGGACGGACUUGGCUCCCUCAGGCCAAGAGAGGAAGGUUCCGGCAGCCUCCCCAUGGGCCUUCCUCAGAUUCUCCAGUGGGCAGGUGGCCUCCUCCGGGGCCAUCCUUGGGCUCUCCGGCAGGCAGCCUCAGCACGGGCCUUCCUCAGGCUCUCCGGUGGGCAGGCAGCCUCGUCCGGGCCUUCCUCGGGCUCUCCUGAGGGCGGCCUCCUCCUCCUCCUGCCAGGCCUUCCUCGGGCUCACCCACGGGCAGGCGGCCUCCUCCUGGGCCUUCCUUGGGCUCUCCCGCAGGCGGCCUCCUCCUCCUCCUGCCGGGCCUUCCUCGGGCUCUCUGGUGGGCAGGCGGCCUCCUCCUGGGCCUUCCUUGGGCUCUCCCGCAGGCGGCCUCCUCCUCCUCCUGCCAGGCCUUCCUCGGGCUCUCUGGUGGGCAGGCGGCCUCCUCCUGGGCCUUCCUUGGGCUCUCCCGCAGGCAGCCUCCUCCUCCUCCUGCCGGGCCUUCCUCGGGCUCACCCAUGGGCAGGUGGCCUCGUCCGGGCCUUCCUCGGGCUCUCCCGUGGGCGGCCUCCCUCGGGCUCACCCGUGGGCAGGUGGCCUCAUCCGGGCCUUCCUCGGGCUCUCCCGCGGGCGGCCUCCUCCUCCUCCUGCUGGGCCUUCCUCGGGCUCACCCAUGGGCAGGCGGCCUCGUCCGGGCCUGCCUUGGGCUCUCCCGCGGGCAGCCUCCUCCCGGGCCUUGUGGACUCUGGGAAGGCGGUGCCGUGGAUGUGGGAGGCAGUGGCCUCGAACAGCCCAGGUGCAGCCCCCACCCCGACAUCGCGGGGUCCAUACAGACCACAGGGUCCAGGGGCAGCGGCUGUCUGUCCUCCGGGUCCGGCGUCGCACGAGGGCACAGGCAGCCCCCCGAAGGCUGGCGGUGCGGGAGGCGCGAGGGUCCUGAGUUGGGCUCACCACAGGACGCCAUGUCUCCGGCCCGCUGGCCAGGUCACCCUCGUCCCGCCCGGUUGGAGUCCAGCGGCCGCCGUGAGGAGGUAUCUCUGCCCUCGGAGCUCGCAGUCAGCACAGGGCGACGUGCGGCCGGGCCGCAUGCGACCCACGGGCAGCGGCACUCGGCCCCUGCUGGCCCGCCGAACUCCCGACAGUCUCCGGGGCAGGCUGGCAAGCACAGGGAGACGCCCCGCCUCCGGCUCCGCACAGAGUCGCCGCGCUCCGCGCCGGAGACGAGGCCCAAGGCGGACCUCCCGCGCGCCGCAGCCCGAGGGCGGGGCCUCCGCAGCAGCCCGCCAGGGGCCGUGGGCGGGGCCUGCGCGCGCCCGAGCGCUGCGGCGUCAGCCUGUGGCGGCCGCGGCUUGGCCCAGCUCCUGCCCGGCCCCUGCUCGCUACCGUCUUCCCAGUCUUCAGCGUCUUCAGCGCGUUCCUGCGGCUUCGGCUGCCGCCCAGCCCUGUCCCGCCGCCGCCUUUUCGGACGUCUCGGCCCAUGGCGGACCCGGCCGGGUCCCAAGGUGCACGAGGCGCGCAGGCGACUUCCCGGGCAGCGCCCGAGGCCCCGCCUCUCCCAGGGGCGGGCGUCUGGCGCGCGGGUGCUGCGCAGGCGCAGUGCGGAGCCUCGCGGCCCCGAGUAGCUCGCGCGGCGCCCUCAGGGCCGGCGUCGAGGGUGGCGGCGGCGUGGCUGUGCCCGGAGGCCCGCCUGGUCUUUCCCGUUUUAGGAUUGAUUCGGCAGUCGCUCCACAAGUUCCCACGGCCCUGCCACUGGCUUCUGGCCACACCCUCCCUCCGGCCACCGCCCUCCGGACCGUGGCUGCGCCUGACCCUGCGGGGAGGCCCUCGGAUGCUUGUCUCGGCCCUCUGCCCUCCUCUCCUUUUCCCGCUGAAGAAUGUGGAGGCUCCCCGUGAUGUAGCUGACUCUCCAGCUCCGUGCUUCUGUUGCCAGCUUUCACCCUGAGCUCUGUCCCCAGCUCCCUCACCAUCAUGGCCGUCUCCCCUGUCUCAGCUCCGAACCCCCAGUCCCACACCGAAAACCAGCGCUGCGGGAUCCAGCGUCUUCAGUUUCAAGUCCGCCUUGGUCACCUCCUACGUGACACUGGCAAGUGGGAAUUCCCGUGCCUGCUUCCUAGGGUUGUUUUAAACAAUGUACAACUUGUGGUGUUCACUUAGGUACACACUAGGCAGUAAAGAUUAGCUUCAUGCCUACCUCAAAUGACUUUCCGAAUUCUCUGUUUCUUUCAGUGACAUGGAUAUUUUUCCGACAACACCAGGCUCAAACUUAUUUGUGGGCCCCCCCACAUUCCUUGGAACAUCUGCUCCACUAACAAGUGCUUGCUUUGACAUACAGCCCACACGUGGGUUUCCUGCCUCCCUCCUUCCACACGUGGGUCUCCCCUGU
This is a messenger RNA of Equus caballus (horse), 3015 nucleotides long. The record is from RefSeq and is a predicted model, not a curated record. Lineage: Eukaryota; Metazoa; Chordata; Mammalia; Perissodactyla; Equidae.